Volvox carteri f. nagariensis is the source of this 1041-nucleotide messenger RNA. RefSeq lists its product as uncharacterized. Gene Ontology annotation, molecular function: catalytic activity. The annotation marks the transcript as partial. The transcript is spliced from 8 exons. NCBI's taxonomy places the organism in Eukaryota, Viridiplantae, Chlorophyta, Chlorophyceae, Chlamydomonadales, Volvocaceae. The record is from RefSeq and is a predicted model, not a curated record.
CCUUGCUGCCACGACGCGCUCUCCGCCAAGCUUAUAGAGCAAGCCGGCUUUCCCUACGCCUUUAUGAGCGGAUUCUGCACGUCGGCCGCACGGCUCGGGGCGCCUGACACCGGCCUCAUCUCCUACAGCGAAAUGGUGGACACGGGCCGUUACAUUCACGAGUCCACUCGCAGCCUGCCGGUCAUUGGCGAUGGAGACACCGGAUACGGCAACGCUAUGAACGUCAAACGCACCGUACGGGGCUAUGCGCAGGCUGGCUUCGCGGGCAUCCUGAUCGAGGACCAGGUGGCGCCCAAGAGCUGCGGUCAUGUGCGGGGCAAGCGGGUGGUGGGGCGGGAGGAGGCGGUGGCCAGGAUCCGGGCGGCAGUGGACGCCAGGUGCGUGGAGGAGGGUGCGGACAUCCUCAUCGUGGCACGGACGGACGCGCGACAGGCGGUGUCGCUGGAGGAGGCGUUGUGGAGGGCGCAGGCAUUUGCCGAGGCGGGUGCUGACGUGUUGUUUAUCGAUGCUCUGGAGAGCGAGGAGGAGAUGCAGGCCUUCACUGCGCUCGGAGGCCCGGCGGCCGGGCUCCCCAAGAUGGCCAACAUGCUGGAGGGCGGCGGCAAGACCCCGGUGCUUCCCCCCUCGGCCCUUCAGGCCAUGGGCUUCAAGCUGGUGGCCUACCCCCUGUCGCUGCUGGGGGUGUCCAUUCAAGCCAUGCAGGAUGCGCUGGCGGGGUUGCGGAGGGGCCGGAUACCGCCCGUCGAGGCGAUGGGCACGUUUGCAGACAUCCAGGAGGUGGUUGGGUUUCCGGCGUAUUUUGCUGAGGAGCAGCGCUACGCUAUCAGCACGCCCACUUCCGUGGAGAUGGAUCUACGUGUCCGUAUCUCCGACGUCAACACGGGGCUGGUCAAGUUAGAGACGCGCGUGCCGGCAGGCUUCCUAAACGGCCUCACUGCACUGGUACCGCAGGUGGCGGGGUUCAACAUUGAGGUGAGGCGUUAUGGCGUUAUAUGCUGCUGCUGCGGCGGCGGCGGCGGCGGCGUUGCCUCCACGUGGUAA